GUCCAAAACUGUCAAUGAAUACUACAUGAGGCCGUACUACCAUGCUGUGUGCUACUUCGGUGGCUGCAUAGCACACCUUCUGAUAGACGACUUCAGGCAGCGCAAGAUCAGCAAGACGGUUCUGGCAGUAGGGUGGAGUGUGUCGAUAACCUGCGCUCUGCUAUGCGUAUUUGGGAAGCUUCCCUGGUACAGAAGUCCGAAUCCAACGUCGGAAGCAAUAAAGCUGCUCGCAGCAUUUCUCGAUCGGUUGCUGUGGGCGGUGUCCCUAAUUUGGAUUACGUUGGCCUGCUCUUCUGGACGAGGCGGGUUCGUCAGCAAGUUCCUGUCGUGGAAUGCAUUUGUACCGCUGAGCAAGCUCUCAUUUGGGGUGUACCUGAUCCACCUGCCUUUUAUUCAGCUUUACCUACAUGCCUCCAGGGAGCGCAUAUACUGGUCACUGUUUCAGUUGUUCACGUUAUUAUUUGCAUUUCUCGUGUGGACUUACCUGCUGGCAUACUUCGCUUUCCUGGCGUGCGAAGCUCCGACGGCCGCUCUGGACAAAUUCAUUUUCAGCAGACUUAUUGGAGGCGGGAGUGCGAGGAAGCCGGAACACCAAACGCAACAAAAUGGCGGUGUCGUGAAGCCACAGAUCAUAAUCGAAGACGGUGUAUUUUCACGCUGUUGAGUGAGCAGCUGAACAAUUGGUGCGGGUACCUUACAUUUCCUCGUGGCGUCAAUUGUGGACUCUCAGAACGCUCAGUGGAAGCAUCUGAUGACGAAGACAGUGCCUCCGUGGUGUUGAAAAUAUCUCCAGGGAUAUGAAAUGUAAGAGUGCUUGGUUCUUUCGUUAGCGUGACGGCUGUUUUACCAUACGUUAAGGCGCUUUAAGUGCCCCCGAGACUAGCACAAUUUUUUUACUGCAGCGUUUGUCGUAUGCUGAUCAUCCUACUCACAACUGCUACGAUUGGGUUUAGAGAAGUUUGUCCCAUCGUACUGAGAAAACUUUCUUUUUCUGUAGGUGACCCUUGCACUGUGAGGCACAAGAUAUAAUCGUAAUAUUAACAAAUGCAGGGAGCGAGAUUUUAAUUGAAUGAACAGGCCCCUAGGUCGUAGAAGUAGUAUUAGGAUUUCGUAAAUUUUGUUCCAAAGAAAGUCUUGCAAACUUACACAGAGUUCUUCGGUACGCAAAUUCUUCAGUGCGCAAACUUUUUUGUUGAGCAGAGUAGAAGAAAAUUUUUUGCUAGGUUUAUUAAGGUCUCACACAAGCUUUACUGAUAAUAUUGCACCGAAGAGCUGUGCAACUAAAGCCAGCAUUUUCAGCAUACUUAGAAGAUGCAGUUCACCAAAUUGCUAUGUUGUUAUCAAGGGUUUUAGGCCUCAAAACUGGGAUAAGGUUAUGAAAGACGGUGCAUCGGAGGGCCCUAGAAGUUUCCAUCAUCAGUUGUUA
Messenger RNA from Rhipicephalus microplus (southern cattle tick), 1426 nucleotides. RefSeq names its product nose resistant to fluoxetine protein 6. Lineage: Eukaryota; Metazoa; Arthropoda; Arachnida; Ixodida; Ixodidae. The record is from RefSeq and is a predicted model, not a curated record. Gene Ontology annotation, molecular function: acyltransferase activity, transferring groups other than amino-acyl groups.